This is a messenger RNA of Macrosteles quadrilineatus (aster leafhopper), 3611 nucleotides long. RefSeq names its product septin-2 (gene Septin2). Gene Ontology annotation, molecular function: GTPase activity; molecular adaptor activity; GTP binding. The transcript is spliced from 9 exons. Lineage: Eukaryota; Metazoa; Arthropoda; Insecta; Hemiptera; Cicadellidae. Gene Ontology annotation, biological process: cytoskeleton-dependent cytokinesis. The coding region runs from base 128 to 1396 and encodes 422 amino acids. Gene Ontology annotation, cellular component: septin complex; septin ring; cell division site. The record is from RefSeq and is a predicted model, not a curated record.
GCUGUCAAGACGUCAGGUUGGGUGUGAAGUUGUCGGCUGUGCGGCUUUGUUCGUUUAAGUUUAUUGUCGAAAGUAAAGUACAGGUACUGAUAAUUAUCAUCAGUAAUCGACUACUAAUAAUUUGAAGAUGGCUGCUGUGGAGGUUGAGAGGAAUACUGUGGAGAACAAUAUUAGAACACUCCCAUUGUCGGGCCACGUCGGGUUUGAUAAUCUUCCUGACCAGCUUGUCAAUAAGAGUGUUCAAAAUGGCUUCAUCUUCAACAUUCUCUGCAUUGGAGAGACAGGCCUGGGAAAGUCUACGUUGAUGGACUCAUUGUUCAACACCAAUUUUGAGUCGACCCCCAGCCCUCACACUUUACCUUCUGUCAAGCUUAAAGCUCACACUUACGAACUCCAAGAGAGCAAUGUUCGGCUAAAGCUGACAAUUGUAGACACCGUGGGCUACGGAGAUCAGAUCAACAAGCAGGACAGCUUCAAGGCCGUGGUGGACUACAUCGACACUCAGUUCGAGGCUUAUCUGCAAGAGGAGCUGAAGAUUAAGAGGUCACUGAGCACAUAUCAUGACAGUAGGAUCCACGUCUGUCUGUACUUCAUCUGUCCCACUGGCCACGGAUUGAAAUCCAUUGAUCUAGUCUGUAUGAAGAAACUCGAUACCAAAGUUAACAUCAUACCAAUUAUUGCCAAGGCUGAUACCAUAUCUAAAACAGAGCUCUCUAAAUUCAAGACAAAAAUUAUUCAAGAGCUGACAGCCAACGGGGUAGAAAUCUACCAGUUUCCUACAGACGACGAGUCCGUCUCUGAGAUCAACACGUCCAUGAACUCUCAUGUUCCGUUUGCCGUAGUCGGCAGCACAGACUUUAUCAGAGUUACCAACAAAAUGAUGAGGGCUCGCCAAUACCCCUGGGGUACUGUUCAAGUGGAGAACGAGUCUCACUGUGAUUUUGUCAAGCUACGAGAGAUGCUCAUCCGAACCAACAUGGAGGACAUGAGGGAGAAGACGCACAUCAAACACUACGAGCUCUACCGGAAGAAGCGGCUUGAGCAGAUGGGGUUCACAGAUGUGGAUGCAGAGAACAAGCCCAUCAGUUUCCAGCAGACAUUUGAAGCCAAGCGGAACAACCAUAAGCAGGAGUUGCAGCAAAAAGAGGAUGAAAUGAGACAAAUGUUUGUUAUCAGGGUGAAGGAGAAAGAAGCUGAACUCAAGGAGGCAGAGAAAGAACUUCACGCCAAGUUUGACAAACUAAAGAAGGAGCACACAGAGGACAAGAAGAAGUACGACGAUGCUCGGUCCAAGUUGGAGGACACGAUUGUGGAGUUCAACCGUCGUAAGUCUCAGUUGGCUCAGCUCGGCAGCAGUCACCACACACUGACGCUGGGGAAGAGUAAGAAGAAAUGAGAUUCCUCAAGCCACCGCUAAAGUGUGUGGCCUACGGUGAACAAGCGAGUUCAGUGUUGAAGUGAAGGCAGACAAUAGGUCAAGGCUCAAUUGAAUGUCUUUUACUCUGCAAAACAUCCAGGAGAAUAUUUGGUUCUAACUGCUGUUAUGUUGGAAGCUGAGUUGGGAUCCUUGAAGUUAAAUGCUUUUAUAAGUGUAUAAUGCAGGAUGCCUGUUUAGUGGAUGCAUAUUCUCACACAUAAGUACAGGGUGUUUCAAAAUGAAAUAGCAGAUUAUGAUUAAUAUACAUGUCAAAUCUGCUCUUUCAUUUUGAAACAUCCUGUAUACACAAAGUUGAUCUUUUUUGUUGUGCAUUGAUGCUUAGGAGGCUUCAUGAUCUUUAAAAGUCUUGUACAAAAUCUUGUUUUAUCUUUGCUCCAUUGCUUUCUUCUUGUUUCCUUUGUUUCUUUGCUAUGCUUUUCCUUUUAGCGAAUUUCCCAUUUAUAUAGGGAAUAAAUCUUAUCAUUAGGGAAUAAUUGAAUGGAAACCUGAUCAGGCAAAUAGUAAUUUGCUUAGCCUGCAGGUUUGCUACGGCAGGGGUAUUCUGAUUGUGCAUAAGCGCUUAGGAGGCCUCCUGAUCUAGAAAGGGGUUGCUAGAAAGGUUGCUUGCCCAAAACCUCUAAACCGGAUUCGUUUAUAAGGUGUACAGACGCCUCAGCUUUAGCAGUUAAAUCAAGCAACCUGUAAAGAUAACCAUAUAAAAAAGAAAAGAAACACAAAGAAACGAGAGGACAAUAGAAAAGCGUGAGGUGAAAGCGAUGGAGCAGGAAGGAAAAGAGUCCGGAGGCUUUAGAAAGAUCAUUAAGUCUCCUAAGUACACCAAUGCAGGAUAAAAAAGAUCAAUUUUGUAAGUGUAUACAUUUAUGUGUUGCAUAUUGAAAAGAUUCACCCACUGUACAGGUUAGCCUGUUCAAAACAAAAACUGAUUUUGGCUUAGAGCCCUUCACGAACAAUUUGCACAAGCAUUAAGUAGAUUCAGAUGUUGACCUUGAUCUAUUUACUGGUUUUACUUCUAACAAAAAUUUCGUCAUUGUCACUUCCUGAAAUAUAUGCUUUUGAAGUUCCCAAUCAACAUUUCUGUCCAAGCCUUUUAGAGAAAUCUUUUACAUAUUUUAUAAACAUCUUCAAAUCAAGUUAACUUCUACGAUGGCCAUAGAUCAAACUCAAAAUCUUUAUUUGUCUGUGUGACAAUAGCUCACGCAGAACGAAAUCAGCUAAAAAUGUAAAUUAUGUUAACUGAAGUUAAACGUAAGAAUAAAAGUAAAAGUGUUAAGAAACUGGUAAUUUCUUUGUUGAUUUUUCAACCUCAGCGGUGUCUAGUUUCGUAUUAUACUAAGGAGUCAAUUUUGAAGAAGACUAAAAGGUUUUCCAUAUUUUAUAAGACCAGGAGGGUUUCGGUAAGAGGUCUCUUUGACACCAACAAGAACAAAACACAUGCAUUUAUAACGACAUUGUGCUAUUUGUUCCUUACACAAUUAUUUAGGAAAAUUAUUAUUUCCAAAGUUAUAUUUGAUCACUAAUAGUCAUUCAAUACAAUUUUCAAUUAACAAAAAUAAUUAUUUAAACUGUUAAGACUGCUACUUUACAAGUACAACUAAUCUUUGACAUUUUGGUGAUUUGUAGUAAAUUUUAAACACUAGUGUUUUAUGAUUCAAAUUAAUAGCUUAGAUCGUAUAGCUACUACUACAGUCAGAUACUUAAGCUGGUGAUAUUCUAGAUCUUUGCAUUUAAUUGUUUUUUGGCUUCGCGAUGCUAUUUAAAGCCUGUUCACCGUAGUAUGAGUCAUUCCAGUCUGGUCUGCUAUGAUAGUUUCUUAUGUUUUGAAUGGUUUAGCAAGAUGGGAGGGUAAAAAAGUCUUACAAUUUGGGGAAAAUUACUUCUAAGUUUUUUCCUGAAGUAAUCUUAACAACCCUGAACGGUUUUUACAAUCCUAAAACUUUGAUUAUGUAAAGAUUUAUUUGAUUUAAGAACAUUAUACACAAAAUAAUCCCCAGGAGUUUAUUCCCAAAAACUCUAAUUGUCUUCCAUAAUCCCCUUAAUUUCCGCACAAAAACCUCCCAUCCAGCGUGUGCUAUAUUGAGUUAGUAUUAUGUAUUCCAGUAUAUAAUUUAUAUAUUUAUAAGAGUAUUUAUUUGGUUUGUCGUAAUACAAUUUGUAAUAAAGUAAUUUAUCUCUG